AUGAAGAACGGUCGUCCAGCUGAAUUAGAAAAGCAAUUAAAACCAAGAUUAGCAACAAUAUUAAAAUGCUUGAAUAUUCCAAUACCAUCGUCAUUCAAUAAAAAACAGCUAAUACAAUUAUUAUUAUUGAAUGAAAUUGAAGAGAAAGAUACGAGUCCUGGAGCUGAAAGUUCGCCUAAACCGUCCCAAACAACGGUAGCUGCUUCAGCUUCAUUCUCUCGACAGCAGACAAAAUUAGAUGAUUACUUGUUUUGUUUACAAGUAACACUGCGCAAGCAUGUACAGACCUUGAUAAGGCAGAAAUGUUCUCGGAAUUCUUUCAUAGUUGUUAUAAAAAACCUUCUUCUCCGUCUACUAGCAACACUAAUAUGCAGAAAAGUAACCAACGUUUUUUAAAUACAUUCCCAAGCAAAUAUCACCUAUGAGAAAAAUCUAGAUACAUUUCGUCUGUAAUCGGACGAUACCCGACUAGUUGUCAUCUAGAUUACUAGUUGGAAAAGGGACUUUUAACUAGAUGCGUCUGCAGGCGCAUCUAGCAAUAGUUGAAUCGAUCGAUUAUCGGGCGCUAAAUCAAUAGUUGCAACUAGAAAAAAUCUACUAAUCGCCCAAUUACUAGAUUUCCACGGUCGUUACACAGUAGUUGCAAUCGAGUAAAAAUCUAGUAAUCUAGAUGAAUCGGGCGAUGCUAGAUUUUUUUUUGACGCUUGGGUUUUUAUUUACUGUAGCGGAUGUAAACGAUAUGAUUACGAAGCUUAAAAACAAGAAAUCUGUAGGAAUCGAUGGUAUUGAUGUCCAGUUUUUAAAACUAUGCUCUGAAGUUAUUUCACCACAAUUACAUCA
Molecule: messenger RNA, 840 nt
Organism: Didymodactylos carnosus
Lineage: Eukaryota; Metazoa; Rotifera; Eurotatoria; Philodinida; Philodinidae
Source: the annotation of a GenBank genome assembly